Cooperia oncophora is the source of this 462-nucleotide messenger RNA. The record is from the annotation of a GenBank genome assembly. Lineage: Eukaryota; Metazoa; Nematoda; Chromadorea; Rhabditida; Trichostrongylidae.
AUGGAAGGUACAUCGGUGGCUCUGGGAGUUCCUGUGCUUCCUAGCUUCAUGCCAGCGUCUCUUGGUGUUACGAACGAUUCGACAGAUUUGUGGACACGUGCCACGAACCUUUUAUUCACGAUCCUCUCGUGGUACUUCCAGGGAGGCAGCGCUAAUGCUGCUGAUCGAGUGAUAAGAGAAAAACUUGGUGCAACUGCCACGCCAGUUUGGGAAACCGUUUCAAACAUGUCAUGGGUACUUGUGAACUCCGAACCGUUAAUGGAAUUUGACAAACCCACGCUGCACAAAGUUGUCGACGUGGGAGGUCUCGGUGUACACGUUCCGAAGCCACUCAGUGAACAAUGGAAUCGCAUCCUCAGUCUAAGAGAGCGUACUGUUUUGAUCUCGUUUGGUACUGUAGCGCAAAGCAGGUUCAUGCCAGAAUCGAUGAAGAAGGCCAUCCUUGACGUCAUCAAAUCGUAA